CAUAGUCGUACCUUCCUCCAAAUCCAUAUCUGUAUUUCUGUUUAGACGCCGCCCUCACUUCCACUCUUCUCCCACUCUUCAUCCAUCCUCACUCCUUGUCAAUCUCUUCAUUCCCUCCCACUUUGACCCUUCACCUCACAUGGUCACAAUCUGAGCUUUCAAGAUGCUUGCUCCGUUUGACUAUUUCGACCACCGUCGCACCGUUGCCAUCAAGCAAUCCGAACGAGCCUCUCGCUUCGCCUCUCUCCCCCCCUCCUAUACCGGUCCCCUGACUGCUCAACAACGCACCAUCCUUGCCACUCCAAUCUCCUCCCUGGUCCAACAAGUUCACAACGCCUCCAUCUCCCCUCUCGAUAUCCUGCGCACUUAUGGCAAGACCACCACCAUCGCCCAUGCUCGCACCAAUUGUGUCACCGAGCUCAUGCUGCCUACUGCAGAACAGUGGAUCGACGACGGACAAGUUAACCUCGACGGACCUCUCGCUGGCAUCCCCGUCUCUCUCAAGGACAGCAUCGCCGUUGGAGGCUUUGACCUCUCCGUAGGCUUCUCCCGCUACGCUUUGAAUCCUGUCAAGGAGGACGGUGUCAUCGUCAAACUGCUCAAAAAGGCCGGUGCUGUCCCCCACGUCAAGACUGCCUUGCCCAUCACAUUGUUGUCUUUUGAGUCGGCCAACGACCUCUGGGGUGUCGCCAAGAACCCUCAUAAUCCAAAAUAUUCCCCCGGAGGUAGCACUGGUGGUGAAGGCGCCCUCCUCGCUCUUAACGGCUCGAGGAUCGGUAUCGGUUCUGAUGUCGCAGGCUCAGUACGUGCCCCUGCUGCUUGGUCCGGCGUCAACUCCAUCAGGUGCAGUACUGGCAGAUGGCCCAAAGUCGGCAUCAACACCAGCAUGCCCGGCCAAGAAGGUAUUCCUAGUGUCUUCUCCCCCAUGGCAAGGACUUUGGACGAUCUCAUCUACUUCACAAAGAGCUUCAUUGGAAUGAAGCCCUGGGACGUGGAUUACACCGUCCAUCCCAUCCCCUGGAGAGAGGACCUGUUCCAACAGGUCCAAGCCGGUAAGAAGCUGCGAGUUGGUUACAUGCCCUCGGAUGGUGUCGUGGAUCCCUCCCCUGCCAUCAGACGUGGCUUGGACUUGACUGCCGAUGCCUUGCGCAAGGCAGGACAUGAUGUUGUUGAUAUACCUGUGUCUGCAUUUCCUCCUUCUGCCACCCCCGAGUUCGGUCUCCAGGUCGCCUCUAUGCUCCUCUGCGCCGAUGGAGGCAACACCUUUCGUCGACCCUUCCACACCUUUGAGUCCAAUGAUCCCGGCGCCGCCCAGAUCAACUUUUACGCCGCUCUUCCGCGGCCCUUGAAGUAUCUCUGGUAUCUCUGGACACGCUACGUCAAACGCGAUGCGCUCUGGGCCGGCAUCCUCCGCCACUUCCACCCCCUAUCCGCCGACCAGCAGUGGACAUGGGUGGCCAAGCGUGAGGCCUACCGAGCAACCUGGUUCGACUGGUGGAAUUCCCCUGACCAGUCCUUUGAUUUCAUCCUUACUGCCGGCAAUGCUACCCCCGCCCUCCCCCACGGCGCCAUGCACGAUGCCGUCAGCUCCUGUGGAUACACCUUCCUCUGGAACCUCCUCGACUACUCCGCCGGAAUUGUCCCCGUCACAAAGGUCGACGCCAUCCAAGAUGCGCUGGACCCCAAGACCUUCCGUCCGAAAAACGGCAUCGAGAAAGGUGCCUACAAGUACUACGAUAGCGUCAAGAUGGCCGGCUUGCCCAUCGCAGUCCAGGUCGUAGGGCGCCGCCUGAGCGAGGAAAAGACCCUGGGUUGUAUGCAGGUGGUUGAAGAUGCCUUGCGGGCUAGCGGCCUGGUCUAUCAACACCUCGACCCCGAGAACCUUCCAGAAUUGGACUGAUCCGCGGGCAGCGAGGACCUGAAAUGGCUCAACCAGGGUUUUGCCUGCUGACAGCUAUUAUUGCGUAGCGAAUGUGAAUACGAUGGCAAGACAAGAAUGUGCAAUCACUCGUCUGAAAAUUCUUCAUAUCUUGUGCAUAUAUAACCUGGUCAUGCUUGGUCCGUCCCACUUGAAUCACAUCCUUUUGCUCCUGCGAUCCACAAUCUGUCAAGAAUCUUACAAGACCUUUUUCCCAGUCUCCAAAGCGCCCCCGCUAAACCGAUCCACCACAAAACUCCUGGUUGAUUACGAAAAAUAUGCCGGCUUUAUCUUGGUCUGUUGCCAAUGCCCGGUGGCUUUCCCCCAGAAACACAACUGUGCCAGCCUCUGCCCUUCAUGCCCAUCAACGCAUCAUUCUUCAUCGGGGGUCCAUGUCACCUGAGGGGUGGACUCAAUGUGCAGGUCGUCCAUAGAUUUCGGCAGCGCUGCCUUCGACUCCCGCGGAAUCCGGGCUGUAGUGGAUGUGGUCGCUGGCACGAUGCUGUUGCACAAAUCCCAUCGUAGACGGACGAUCUUCCAACACAUCUGCUCCAUGAGCGCCAAGCGCGCCCCCGGCAUCGCGCAGAUCCGUGGCAUGAGAUCGCACAGCCAUGUUUUCAUCGCCAUCUCGCAGCACGCUCGAAUUGGUCGACUCGGCUCCCGUCGAAUAUCGCUUGUUGUGUCCCGAAGACAUCUGCGCGCUUGCAAAUGGUAUUCGAUUCACCCCGAGAUUCUGUGAUGCACUCUUAUUGUAUGGGCUGCUGUGAUAGGCAUAUGACGAUGGCCCGACCCCAGACAUCCUUGGACGACCG
Messenger RNA from Exophiala mesophila, 2730 nucleotides. RefSeq lists its product as uncharacterized. The transcript has 2 exons. Lineage: Eukaryota; Fungi; Ascomycota; Eurotiomycetes; Chaetothyriales; Herpotrichiellaceae. Bases 164 to 1900 code for a protein of 578 amino acids. The record is from RefSeq and is a predicted model, not a curated record.